AUGCGUCCGCGACUCUGCCCGCCAGUGCCGCCGUACCACCCGAACCCAGGCAUGGUUCAUGCGGCUCGACGCCGUUCUCGUGGUGAAUGGGGUCAAGGACUGGCUCAUGUCAACCGGCCUGUUCAGGAAGACUUCCGGGGCACCACACGCGGUGCCGGCCUGUACUUCUCGUUCCGCAGGCGAAGCAGCGUAAGCCGCGAUGAGGCCUUCCUGGGCGGUCGCAGCAUCCCGUCGCUGCCACUGGCCGUCUCGGCCGUGGCGUCCAGCGUGACAGCCAUGAGCAUCGUCGCCUUCGUGGCGCACUACUACGUCUACGGAUUCCACACCCUCUGGGCCAUCCCGGCGUUCGUGCCUGCGGGCUUCGUGGUCACCACCAUGUUCCUGCCCGUCAUGUACGAGCACAGGGUCACGUCCGUCUUCGAGGGGCUCAUCAUGACCGCCUCGCCGCUCAUCAUCAUCGGCAAGAUCGUCUUCGACUCGGUCCACAGCGAAAUGCCCAUGCGACCGAUCACGGACUUCAACACCACCUUCUACUUCUGGGAGACCAAAGCGGACAUCACCACCGACGAGACUGUGUGGGCAGCGGCGAUCGGCGCUCUCCCUCUGCACCUCGUCCGGCUGGGCCUGGACCAGAUGAUUACGCAGCGAUUCCUGGCGGCCAAAACGAUGCGCGACGCCAAAGCAGUAGCCUUUUGCUGCAUCGGCAUUCUGUCCUUCUUCUACGCUCUCAACGGAAUAACGGCUCUCGCCAUCGUUUUCUGGUUUAGGGACUGCGACCCGGUUCUCAAGGGAGACAUCCCACGUUACGAUCAGAUCGUGCCGUACUACAUCAACACGAGCGCUAGUGCACUGAUGGGAAUCCGGGGCCUCUUCCUGGCUGGCGUCAUCAGUGCCUCCAUAAGUACAAUAUCCUCCAUCGUAAACUCUCACGCAGCCGUUCUGUACGUGGACAUCGUGACGCCGUACAUCAAUAUAUCCGAGAAGAGAUCGGGUUUCGUGAUGGCGGCGCUGGCGGCCGGAAGUGGCACCAUUAUGACGCUCCUUGGCCUCCUGGUGCCCUACAUUGGAUCGGCGGCGAGGUUCUUCAUCGCCCUCUACGCCGCAGCGUCUGGACCGUUCGCGGGAAUAAUUAUCUUGGCCACCUGUUUCCCGUGGUCGAACGCAAAGGGCACCGCGAGUGCGGCGCUGGGCGUGUUCCUGCUGCAAAUAUGGCAGACGGCCGGCCGGUUCGCGUCCAACGCGGAAGCGGUUCGGAUGACGUACAGCGUGGACAGCUGUCCCGCCAACACCACUUCCGCGGCCAUCAACGAGACCCUGCCUUACGUGCCACGGACAGCUCUGUGUCUCCGUUGUGUUUACCUAAUGUCGCCUCCGUGCAGCCCCGACGUGUUUGCUCUGUACCGCCUGUCGGCCUACUGGUGUUGCCUGUUCGCCACGUUACUCACCGUGGCCAUAGGUCUGGUCCUUAGCAUCCUGACAGCUCGAGCCGAGGACGACCUGGAGAAGACAGCCAGCCUGUCGAGUCCCAUAGCCCUGAAGUUCUGGGCGUGGACCGGACUGCUUCCGCGCCUAAAAAAGGAACCACUACGACUCGUAGUCAACGGCGAUGGCAUCAAGGCGUCACCUUACGAGAUACAACCGCUACGGUCAAACGGCGACGCCAUCAACCUCCUCACGAAGUUCACCGGCAAGAACGGGCUACACGUGACGUGUACAGAUCAAGGGGACCUCUAG
This is a messenger RNA of Rhipicephalus microplus (southern cattle tick), 1734 nucleotides long. RefSeq names its product sodium-coupled monocarboxylate transporter 2. Gene Ontology annotation, biological process: sodium ion transport; transmembrane transport. The record is from RefSeq and is a predicted model, not a curated record. Gene Ontology annotation, molecular function: symporter activity. Gene Ontology annotation, cellular component: membrane. NCBI's taxonomy places the organism in Eukaryota, Metazoa, Arthropoda, Arachnida, Ixodida, Ixodidae.